AGGGGUCCAUUUCUAACAAUUUGCUGACCAUGGCUGCUUAUAAGAGGCGGAGGCGAGACCUGCAUCACAUUCCCAUAAACAGGAGAUUAUGAGAUUUGAGAAAUAAAUGGCGAGGUUUGAAUAGUUCUUCAGUAUUCUGCUGGGCUAGCUGGUUAACCCCUUGUACCCUGCAGCUUAAAUUUAAGGAACUGUCCAAAAGUCCACAGAUGUCAGCAGACAAGCAAGGAAACAUGUUACUAUACAUACCUACUACUGGCAGUAUUUAGGAGAGCUGGAAGAUCAGUACAUACAUUUAUACUGACAGUUUGAUGUACCUGACCGGCUGUGAUAGACUAAAGAUGCCGCCAUUUGAUGCUCUACACAAAUUUUACCAAAGCCUAACAAGAACCAAGAGAGUGACGCCAGAAGCAGUAGAGGGCUCUGGGCUGUGCCGCUGCCUGUCCUCUGUGGAUCUGGUGGCUCUGGGUGUGGGAAGCACUCUAGGAGCUGGUGUAUAUAUCCUAGCAGGAGAAGUGGCCAAAGUGAACUCUGGGCCCAGCAUCAUCCUGUCCUUCCUGAUUGCAGCCUUGGCCUCUGUGCUUGCAGGACUAUGCUAUGCAGAGUUUGGAGCCCGUGUACCGCUCACAGGAUCUGCCUACUUAUACAGCUACGUGACGGUCGGAGAGCUUUGGGCCUUCAUUACUGGGUGGAACCUGAUACUUUCCUAUGUUAUAGGCACUUCUAGUGUUGCUCGAGCAUGGAGUGCCACAUUCGAUGAGCUGGUUGGAAAGGCAGUAGGAACUUUUUUCAGGAGGAUAAUGCCCAUGGACCUGCCAGGGCUGGCUGAAUACCCUGAUAUAUUUGCGGUGUGUCUCAUACUCCUCCUUGCAGGUCUUCUUUCCUUUGGUGUGAAAGAGUCAACCACAGUGAACAAAAUCUUUACAACCAUCAACAUAAUAGUGUUGGUGUUUGUUAUUAUCAGCGGGUGUGUUAAGGGUGACCUGAGAAACUGGGAGAUCACACAGGAUGAGCUUGAUGACGCAAUCAAUCGCUUGAGUAACCAUUCUACAGGUGGUAAUAUAACCGGUAUCUUUGGAGUCGGUGGAUUCAUGCCAUUUGGCUUUAGUGGAACCGUGGCAGGAGCUGCAACCUGCUUUUAUGCCUUUGUCGGGUUUGACUGCAUUGCCACCACAGGAGAGGAGGUUAAGAACCCUCAGAAAGCAAUACCUUUGGGAAUUGUGGUGUCUCUGUCCAUUUGUUUUUUGGCAUAUUUUGGGGUCUCUGCAUCUCUUACGCUUAUGAUGCCCUAUUACCUCCUGGAUGCCCAGAGUCCUUUGCCAGCUGCUUUUGAAUAUGUUGGGUGGAGUGUGGCAAAAUAUGUUGUUGCUGUAGGAUCUCUCUGUGCUUUGACCACAAGUCUCUUGGGAUCUAUGUUCCCUAUGCCCCGGAUUCUUCUUGCAAUGGCCAGAGAUGGUUUGCUCUUUCAGCCACUGUCACGUGUCAGCAGUCGGCAGAGUCCAGUGGUGGCCACCAUGGCUUCAGGAGUAGUAGCUGCUCUCAUGGCUUUCCUGUUUGACUUGAAGGCCUUGGUGGAUAUGAUGUCAAUAGGGACUCUUUUGGCCUACACGUUGGUGUCUUCAUGUGUCAUUCUGCUGAGGUACCAGAUACAGACAGAAACUACACAAGCAACUAAUGGAAGUAUAGAGUGCCAUGAUAAUAUCACAGAUCCAAGGCCAUCAGUUAUUGGUUCAGCUCGCUCCUCGACACUGGUAUCACGGAGUGUAAUGGCAAUAGCGGUCCUAGUCUGUAUAGCGAGUGUGUUAUCUACAACAUGUUCCCAAUACAUCCUGUCUGGUGUACUUUGGUGUGUUAUUCCACUUGCCCUGGCACUCCUUGGCAUUGUAGCAAUCACCCUCUUUAUUUGGAGGCAACCACAAAACCAGAGCCGAGCAGCAUUCAUGGUUCCAUGUCUGCCAUUCCUACCUAUUCUGAGCAUCCUAGUUAACAUCUAUUUGAUGGUUCAGCUGAGUGCAGACACAUGGCUCCGUUAUGCUGUCUGGAUGGGGAUUGGUUUCAUUAUCUAUUUUGGCUAUGGGAUCCACCACAGUGCAGAAAGACUGAAUACACCAGUUACUGUCCUGCAGACAAUUGAUGACACUGCAGAGAACAUGGGAUCCAAGACACAGUUCUUUGACGUUCAACUCAGUUGAUAAACCAUGACAGAAUGUAGUGGAGCGUAAUGCUGAAUUUACAAGAACCAGUGGUUUUAUUAUUAACCACUUUUAGAUUCUCCACCUAACUUAGUCCACCAUUUACAAUUACAAAAAGUUAUGGAUUAUUUUUCCAAGGACUGAAAACUUUACAAAUGAGUACAACUCAAAAUUUAUGAAUGAAUUUACCUCUAUUUUGUGCUGUGCACAGGAUAUCAAUUCAUAUUUGUUAAAGAUAAACUUCUGUACAUUUAAAACUGCAGGUGAAAUACUUUGGAAAGUAAUUCAAUUCACGUACAUGUAUCUGAUUCUGUUUGAUAGUCAUACACUCUACAGUACAUAGCCAGGUGGACAAAUUCUCUUUUCUUUGUUGCAGAAAAGCAAUACUUCUCAUCUCAAAUGGAAACAAGCCCCCAAUUGCUGAGCAUAGUCUCAUGUAGCUAGUAUUACUAGGCCGAGCUUUACCUGUACCAGGUAAUAACAGUGCAUCAGAAGAGAAUGUGGCCUCAUAAGGAGGCUUUGCACCGCGUAGCACAGCUUCUGACACAAAAAUUAAAUCAGAGGACACCCACCCCAAAAGCACCAGGGUAGUUAAUUGAAACUACAAGCCAACAUCCGCAAAGGCCGUUUGUACUUUUUACUACAGAGUUGCACUUACCCAUUUUACUAAAUCAACCCCAAUGCAGCAAAAAUUAGAAAUUGAAAUCUUCCUACAAAUGCAACACUCAAAUGUAGCAAAACAUACAGCUACAAAAUGUGUCAAUGAGCUUCCAAAAGUUAAACACCAAAAGUCCCAUUGACAGUGACUAUUUUGUAGCACUUAAUUUUGC
Rana temporaria (common frog) is the source of this 3019-nucleotide messenger RNA. Its product is annotated as cationic amino acid transporter 2-like. Lineage: Eukaryota; Metazoa; Chordata; Amphibia; Anura; Ranidae. Gene Ontology annotation, cellular component: plasma membrane. The transcript is spliced from 13 exons. Gene Ontology annotation, molecular function: amino acid transmembrane transporter activity. The record is from RefSeq and is a predicted model, not a curated record. Bases 309 to 2189 code for a protein of 626 amino acids. Gene Ontology annotation, biological process: transmembrane transport; amino acid transport.